Lolium perenne is the source of this 1135-nucleotide messenger RNA. RefSeq names its product mitochondrial import inner membrane translocase subunit TIM17-1. Gene Ontology annotation, molecular function: transmembrane protein transporter activity. Gene Ontology annotation, biological process: protein import into mitochondrial matrix. Gene Ontology annotation, cellular component: TIM23 mitochondrial import inner membrane translocase complex. Lineage: Eukaryota; Viridiplantae; Streptophyta; Magnoliopsida; Poales; Poaceae. The record is from RefSeq and is a predicted model, not a curated record.
AUCUGCCCCAUUCCCUUUGCAUCUCGACUUGUCAUCCAAGGCUGCACGUCGCUCCGCCUAGGGCUUCCACCUCCGAAGCCGCAGGCGCCAGCCGGGGACCGAUCGACGCCGAUCGAAGAUGAGCAGCACGCCGGAGACAUCGCGGGAGCCGUGCCCUCAUCGCAUCAUCGACGACGCGGGCGGCGCCUUCGGGAUGGGCGUGGUGGGGGGCUCCAUCUUCCACUACAUGAAGGGCAUGUACAACUCCCCGAACGGCUACCGCAUGUCCGGCGGGGUUCAGGCCAUGCGCAUGAACGCUCCGCGCGUCGGCGGGAGCUUCGCCGCGUGGGGCUGCCUCUUCUCCACGUUCGACUGCGCCAUGGUCUACGCGCGCCAGAAGGAGGACCCCUGGAACUCUAUCGCCGCCGGCGCCGCAGCCGGCGGUUUCCUUGCCAUGCGGGGCGGCCUCUUUGCUUCCGCCAGAUCCGCAAUGAUCGGCGGCGCCCUCCUCGCUCUCAUCGAGGGCGCGGGCAUCAUGCUGAACCGCGUGUUGGUGGAAAUUCCGACGCCGCCGCCACCCCCUGGCAUGGAUCCGGCCGAGGUACCAGGGCAAGGGCAAGGGCCAGCGCCCAUGGGAUUCACUUUCCCUGGGAUGCCGCAGCCUCGGCCGGUUGUGGUCGAUGAGGUCCCGGUAACUGGAUCCGGGGGCUCUGGUGGAUGGCUGGGGGGCUUGUUUGCUAAGAAGAAGGACGAUAAGGUGGCUGGUGAUCGCAAGUCGGAGGUGUUGGAGAGCUUCGAUACGCCCAGCCCGCCAAUGCCAUCCUUCGACUACAAGUGAAAAGGCCAGAUCAUCCUACUAGUGUUUGUUGGAACAUCAGAUCUUUAGGUAUAGAACAGAAGUCUAAAGUUACAUUUCUGAGCACGAGUGGAUUUUAAUAACACCAAAAGCUUGUGCUUGAGGCCAGAGCUCAUCAACGUGGUCCAUUAAUUUAGUACGAUCAAAUAAAUGGUUUCAUCUUCUACCUCGUAGCUCCGUAAGUUAUGGUUUUCUCUUUCGCGUGUCUUGAUGUUGCAAGCUUUUGCUUAUAUAUUGCAUUUGGCUACCGAGGGCCAGAUGAUAUAUAUUUAUUUAUUCCACAGGAGAUUUCUAUUGUAA